Messenger RNA from Rhodotorula graminis WP1, 2108 nucleotides. RefSeq lists its product as uncharacterized. Gene Ontology annotation, biological process: intracellular signal transduction; protein phosphorylation. NCBI's taxonomy places the organism in Eukaryota, Fungi, Basidiomycota, Microbotryomycetes, Sporidiobolales, Sporidiobolaceae. The transcript has 4 exons. The record is from RefSeq and is a predicted model, not a curated record. Gene Ontology annotation, molecular function: protein serine/threonine kinase activity; ATP binding. Bases 149 to 1585 code for a protein of 478 amino acids.
CGGCGAGUCGCCGUCGUCGCAGGCCCACUCGCCGUCGAUCGGCGCAUCCGGCGCGACCACGCCCGGCGGCACGGCGACGCCGCCCCAGUUCAUCUUUGCCAAGAUCGGUGAGCGCAAGCGCGCCGCGUCGCACUCGAAUCUGUUCUCCAUGUCGCGCCAGUCGACCAAGCAGCACCACCCGGGCCCGCUCCACGACCUGCGCCGGUUCCUCAACGACCACCUGCACCACGGCAAAUCGGGCUCUGGCGGCAGCGACAAGUCGUCGCGCGCCGCGAGCAUGUCGUCGCACGGCCACGGCAGCUCGUUCGGCCCGGGCAGCAGCCACGGCCCGAGCGCGAGUGGGUCCAUGUUCGACCUCGGCGGGCCCGGCGGCGGCGACGCCGGCGGCACGGCCGGCUCGACGCCUCGCAGCGGCAAGUCGUCGCCUCGCAAUGGCUCGCAGCCGGGCACGCCGUCGGGCGCGCGCACGCCCGUCGAGCGCGACUACACCGACACCCUGUACCACCCCGAGUACCACGGCCACGGGCGCCACUCGCCGCCGCUCGGCGAGGACCACGCGCACCUGUCGAAGAAGUACGGCAAGUGGGGCAAGGUCCUCGGCUCGGGCGCCGGCGGUACGGUGCGCCUCAUCCGCCGAGGCAAGGACCACUCGGUGUUCGCCGUCAAGGAGUUCCGGGCAAGGCGAGCCGGCGAGACGGAGCGCGAGUACGUCAAGAAGGUGACGGCCGAGUUCUGCAUUGGCUCGACGCUGCACCACCCGAACAUCAUCCAGACGGUCGACAUCAUCUCGGACCACGGCCACUACUACGAGGUCAUGCAGUACGCCGAGUUUGACCUGUUCUCGAUCGUCAUGUCGGGCAAGAUGUCGCGCCCCGAGAUCUACUGCGUCUUCAAGCAGAUUGUCGACGGCGUCGACUACCUGCACUCGAUGGGCCUCGCGCACCGCGACCUCAAGCUCGACAACUGCGUCAUGACGCCCGACAACACGGUCAAGCUCAUCGACUUUGGCACGGCCGUCGUCUUCCGGUACCCGGACCAGAAGCCGACCAAGGCGUCGGGCGUCGUCGGCUCGGACCCGUACCUCGCGCCCGAGGUGAUAGGCAAGAAGGACUACGACCCUCGCCUCACCGACGUGUGGUCCGUCGCCAUCAUCUUCUGCUGCAUGGUCCUGCGCCGCUUCCCGUGGAAGCUCCCCGACACCAAAUCGGACGCGUCGUACCGCCUCUACGUCUCGUCGCACCCGGCACGGUUGGCUCGGCGCUGCACCGCACGCCGUCGCGCGAGAGCGCCGCGACCGCCGUCGACCAGGAGGGUGCGAGCACGAUGCUGGGCCGGCCCCGAGCGGCGAGCUCGGCGACGCGCCCGCGCACCGCCGACGGCCCGCCGCCGUCGUCGUCGGCCUUCUUCAACGCGGCGUCGCAGGCGCAGCAGGCGCCGGCCGGCUCGUCGGCGUCGUCGACGACGUCCGGGACGGGCGCCGGCGGGCGCGGCCGCAGCGACUCGGUCGCGUCGAACGCGACGUGGACGACGGGCGCCGCCGACUCGAUCUUCCGCCUGUUGCCUCGCGAGACGCGGUCGUGCCUGACGCGCAUGCUCACGAUCGAGCCGAGCAUCCGGUGCACGCUCGCCGACCUGCUGCGCGGCGGCGAGGGCGACGACAUUGACGAGCGCCGGCGCGACGACUGGCUCACGAGCCUCAAGCCGUGCAUCUACGACAAGGGCGCCAUGCCGACCGACAAGGACAGCUACCACCAGCACAUCAAGAUCCCUGCCGACAACAGCAAGAUGCCUCGGCAGAAGAAGUAGCGCUCGUCGACAGCGCCUCUUUCCGUCGCCUCGUUCCGCCGUCCCGUCCCCACUCCUCUUUCUCGGACCCGUCCUCCUCUUUCGCCCGCCCCCUCGUCGCCGCUAUUUCGGCCGAUCCUUUCCCCUCCCCCUUUCGCCCUCUGUCUGUGCGCCGAGCCUCCCCAUCCCUGUUUGUAUCGACUAGCAAGACGAUGCGCGUGUGCGGCGACGAAGGAGGAAGACCGAGUCGAGCUGUUGACGAGAAGAAGACCGAGGAACGUAGCCUGUGUUGGACUGAAACUAAAGAGCCGUAGAACGUCUCA